This is a messenger RNA of Ceraceosorus guamensis, 3914 nucleotides long. RefSeq names its product Pre-mRNA-splicing factor RSE1. The transcript has 5 exons. Lineage: Eukaryota; Fungi; Basidiomycota; Exobasidiomycetes; Ceraceosorales; Ceraceosoraceae. Gene Ontology annotation, molecular function: U2 snRNA binding; protein binding. The record is from RefSeq and is a predicted model, not a curated record. Gene Ontology annotation, cellular component: U2 snRNP; nucleus. The coding region runs from base 177 to 3830 and encodes 1217 amino acids. Gene Ontology annotation, biological process: mRNA splicing, via spliceosome.
CUCGACGCCUCAAGCUCAGGUGCACCUUCCCCACGGCCACUAUUGCCAUCCCGCAUCUCUCGUUAUUCACCUCCGCACCAUAUACGCAGGCCUCGUGUCCGAUUGGCACUAAGUGUGGUGUCUGGUGGCGCUCCUCGAGCAUCUCGCGAACGACUUGCUCUGCAUCGCCCUGCACCAUGCAUCUCUACAACCUCUCCCUCGUUCCGCCCAGCAACAUCACAGCUGCUGUGGUGGGACAAUUCUCCGGCACAAGGACGCAAGAGAUCGUGGUUUGUAGGGGUGGCAGCAGGUUGGAGCUCCUGAGACCAGACACGAGCAGCGGAAGGAGUGUGAGCUUGGCUGAGCAGGAAUGCUUUGGCAUCGUGCGCAGCUUGGCCAGCUUCAGGCUGACUGGCGGUAGCAAAGACUAUCUCAUCGUCGGUUCUGAUUCAGGUCGCAUAGCUCUGCUGGAAUUGGACAUCAAGACGCUUCAAUUCGUGCAGGUGCACUGUGAAACGUUCGGCAGAUCAGGGUCACGCCGCAUAGUGCCCGGCCAGUAUCUGGCGGUGGAUCCCAAGGGCAGAGCGGUGAUGAUUGGCGCCCUGGAGAAGGCCAAGCUGGUGUACAUCCUGAAUCGGGACGCAGCUGCCAACCUGACCAUCAGCAGUCCACUCGAGGCGCACAGGAAUAGCGCGAUCAUCCAUGCGCUCAUUGGUGUGGACGUGGGCUACGAAAAUCCAGUAUUUGCGGCGCUGGAAGUUGGCUACGAAGAAGCCGAUCGGGAUGCCUCAGGCGCUGCUUAUGAAAGUACUGAAAAGCUCUUGACAUACUACGAGCUCGACUUGGGCUUGAAUCACGUGGUCCGAAGGUGGACCUCGCCAGUCUCCCACACCGCAUCACAUCUCAUCGCUGUGCCUGGUGGCUACAAUCAAACGUCGGAGAGGUGGGAGGGUCCGAGCGGAGUGUUGGUCUGCUCCGAGGACUACAUCUCCUACAAGCACAGCGUUGGGGAGGAGCAUCGUGUCCCGAUACCAAAGCGAUUGAACCCCGUCAAUGCAGAACAGCGCGGCAGCAUCAUCGUUGCGAGUGUGUGUCACAGGAUGAAAACCGGCUUCUUCUUCCUGGUACAAAAUGAGGAUGGGGAUCUCUUCAAGAUCACAAUUGAGCACGACGGGGAAGACAUGCAGGCGCUCAAAAUCAAGUACUUCGACACGGUGCCAAUUGCCGCAUCGCUGGUCAUUCUGCGAGCAGGUCUCCUCUUUGUGGCAUCGGAGAGUGGUCCAAGCUACAUUUACUCGUUCCAGAAGCUCGGAGACGACGACGAUCUGCCCGAGUACUCCAGCGUGGACCAUGAUUCUCUUGGCGCAGGAGACGAGGCACCAGAGGUUCCAACCUUCGUCCCGAGACCGCUCGAAAAUCUCAUGCAAACGGACGAGAUCUCAGCUCUGGACCCCAUCUUGGACGCCAAGGUGCUCAACCCGCUCUUGACGGACUCGCCCCAGAUCAUAGCUGCUUGCGGCAGAGGACCGCGAAGCUCGUUCAAGAUGCUGCAGCACGGUCUCGAGGUGCAAGAAGCGAUCAGCUCGGAUUUGCCAGGAGUGCCAGGCGCGGUCUGGACGACCAAACUAAAAGCUGAGGAUCAGUACGAUGCCUACAUCGUCCUGUCCUUCGUCAACGGUACGCUCGUUCUCUCAAUCGGCGAAACCAUCGAGGAAGUGAGCGACUCCGGAUUCUUGACCUCCGCGCCCACCUUGGCUGUCCAGCAGUUGGGCACCGAUGCACUCCUCCAAGUCCACCCUGGAGGCAUCAGGCACGUCAUGAUUGACAAGCAAGUCACGGAGUGGGAAACCCCCGCAGCUCCGAAUGGCCGGCCCACCCAGAUCGUAGCGGCUGCUACGAACCAGAGGCAGGUGGUGUUGGCGCUGGCGCCGACCAACGAGCUAGUGUACUUUGAGCUUGACAUGGAUGGUCAGCUGAACGAGUAUCAAGAAAGGAAGAGCGUCGGCGCAAGAGUUUUGACGCUGAGCAUUGCGGACGUGCCGGAAGGAAGGCAAAGAACACCUUACCUGGCUGUGGGGUGUGACGAUCAGACUGUGCGCGUCGUCUCUCUGGACCCGGACAGCACGCUUGCAAGCAUCUCGAUCCAAGCUUUGACCGCGCCGGCGAGCAGCAUCUGUAUUGCAGAGAUGGAAGAUUCCGUCAUCGACAGGAACCACGCCACUCUCUUUGUCAACAUCGGAUUGUCCAACGGUGUGCUACUUCGGACGGUGCUGGACCCUAUCUCUGGGCAAUUGACUGAUACGAGGACACGAUUCCUGGGUGCCAAGCCAGUUCGCCUGGUCCGAGUCAAGGUUCACGGAACUCAGACUGCCGUGCUCGCGCUCAGCUCCCGAUCUUGGCUCUCGUACACGCAUCAGGGUCGGUCGCACUUCACCCCUCUAAUCUUCGAAGCGCUCGAUCAUGCCUGGUCUUUCUCUGCUGAAAUGUGCCCGCAAGGCCUGAUUGGUAUAAUCUCUGGCAGCUUGCGGAUCUUUACAAUCCCGACGCUGGGCACCAAGCUCAAAAUGGAUACCCUGCCCUUGAGCUACACCCCUCGCCGGUUUGUGAACCAUCCAAGCAGAACGACUUUGUUCUACGUGGUCGAAGCGGAUCAUCGCACAUUGUCACCAUGGGCUCAGGACCAGAGACUAGCGGCAAGCGGCUCGUCGAGCAGAAAGGUCAAAAGGGGCGUCCUUGAUCUUCCAGCCGCCGACUUCGGCCCCGUGCGAGGUGAAGCUGGGCAAUGGAGCAGCUGCAUUCGGGUCGUCGAUGCGGAAGGAUUCAAGACAACAUUCCAGCUCGAUUUGGAGGGUAACGAAGCAGCCUUCAGCGCCGCUUUGGUUCCCUUUGGAGCGGCAGAACCCUACUUGGUUGUUGGCAGUGGUGUCGACGUCCACGUCAGUCCUCGCUCUGUGGGUCAAGCCUAUUUGAGCGUCUUUAAGCUCAUUGACGACGGCAGAGGCUUGGAAUUACUGCAGAAGACUGAGGUGGACGACAUUCCACUUGCGCUCAAGUCGUUUGGCGGUAGGCUUCUCGCGGGCGUGGGCAAAGCUCUGCGCAUAUAUGACCUCGGCAAGAAGAAGCUGUUGCGCAAGUGCGAGAACAAGAACUUCUCCACCUCGAUCGUGUCGCUCGAGACCCAAGGCUCUCGCAUUAUCGUCAGCGAUCAGGCGGAGUCCGUCUUCUACGCCACCUACAAGCCCGCAGAAAAUCGCUUGCUGAUCUUUGCGGACGACACAGUGCCACGGUGGAUGACAGUCACUCAAUUGCUCGAUUACGAUACUGUUGCAGGCGCGGACAAGUUUGGCAAUGUCUUCAUUUCAAGGAUAGACGCCGACAUCAGCAAGUCCGUGGAUGAGGAUACCUCGGGGCUGUCAGUGCUCCAUGAGAAGCCAUAUCUGCAAGGCGCGCCUCACAAGAGCCAGCUCGUGGCGCACUACCACCUAAACGAGAUCAUCACCAGCUUGACCAAGGUUAGUCUCGUGCCUGGAGGAAGGGAAGUCAUUCUCUACACUGGUCUUGGGGGCACGAUCGGCGCUCUGAUACCCUUUGUAGCGAAAGAGGAUGUCGAUACUCUUAGCACGCUCGAGAUGCACCUCAGACAAGAGGCCACAUCUAGCGUAGUAGGCAGGGACCACCUGGCGUACAGAGGUUACUAUGCGCCGGUGAAAGGCGUGGUGGAUGGCGACCUAUGCGAGACUUAUGGCUUGCUGUCCCCGCCCAAACAACGGGCUAUUGCCGAGGAGCUUGAUCGCACGCCGGCAGAGGUGAACAAAAAGCUAGAGAGUAUGAGGACCACUUCUGCAUUCUGAGCUUGUAACAACGUCACACAAUGCCGCAUGUACGCUACGCCAAGGAUUCAAACUCGCGUGAAUGAAUUGUGUAGGAAUGACUGG